AUGCAGACCAUCAAGUGUGUCGUCGUCGGCGACGGUGCCGUCGGUAAGACCUGUCUCUUGAUCUCCUACACCACCAACAAGUUCCCCUCGGAGUACGUUCCUACCGUUUUCGACAACUAUGCCGUCACCGUCAUGAUCGGUGAGGACCCAUACACACUCGGACUCUUCGAUACUGCUGGACAGGAGGACUACGACCGAUUGCGACCUCUCUCAUACCCGCAGACCGACGUCUUCCUCGUCUGCUUCUCCGUCACCUCGCCAGCAUCCUUCGAGAACGUCAAGGAGAAGUGGUUCCCCGAAGUUCACCACCACUGCCCCGGUGUCCCUUGCCUCAUUGUCGGAACACAGGUGGAUUUGCGAGACGACCACGCCGUGAUCGAGAAGUUGGCACGUUCAAAGCAGCGGCCCGUCCCUUUCGAGGCCGGUGAGCGAUUGGCGAGAGAGUUGGGUGCCGUCAAGUACGUCGAGUGCUCGGCGCUUACGCAGAAGGGUUUGAAAAACGUCUUUGACGAGGCUAUCGUAGCAGCGCUGGAACCACCUGUCAUUCGAAAGAAGUCCAAGUGCGCCAUUCUCUAA
Ustilago hordei is the source of this 576-nucleotide messenger RNA. RefSeq names its product GTP binding protein Cdc42. NCBI's taxonomy places the organism in Eukaryota, Fungi, Basidiomycota, Ustilaginomycetes, Ustilaginales, Ustilaginaceae. The transcript has a single exon. The record is from RefSeq and is a predicted model, not a curated record. Gene Ontology annotation, molecular function: GTPase activity; GTP binding. Gene Ontology annotation, biological process: small GTPase-mediated signal transduction. The coding region runs from base 1 to 576 and encodes 191 amino acids.